Messenger RNA from Scleropages formosus (Asian bonytongue), 2510 nucleotides. RefSeq names its product N-terminal asparagine amidase (gene ntan1). The transcript is spliced from 10 exons. NCBI's taxonomy places the organism in Eukaryota, Metazoa, Chordata, Actinopteri, Osteoglossiformes, Osteoglossidae. The coding region runs from base 142 to 1065 and encodes 307 amino acids. Gene Ontology annotation, molecular function: protein-N-terminal asparagine amidohydrolase activity. The record is from RefSeq and is a predicted model, not a curated record. Gene Ontology annotation, biological process: ubiquitin-dependent protein catabolic process. Gene Ontology annotation, cellular component: nucleus.
GAAAGAACAUUGCGGGGGCGGUUUCAGGAAGUGCCCGCACUGCUGUAAGAAAAUGGGAGAGGACCGGUCACAGGAAUAAGGAUGUAAAAUAAAACAGCAAUAAACAUAUACAAUUAGCUUAAAUUACUUUAUAGCGUGGAAAUGCCGAUCUUCUCUCAAAAUCGCAGGAUUGAGAGAUUAAGCGCGACUGAAAGUUUUUUUGCGAGGCAUCCGCAUUUACGGGACAGUGCCAGAGAGUUCCGUGCGAAGGGCUCCGUGAAUGUGGAGCCCCAGUGCCUCCUUUAUGUUCAGCAGAGGGAAUGUGCGGCCACCACACCGGCGGACAAGUCUGUCGGUGUGCUCGGCUCUGACGACGCGACAACCUGCCACCUGGUAGUACUACGUCACACAGGGAGCGGAGCGACUUGCCUUGCACAUUGUGAUGGAUCCAGCACAUGGAGUGAAGUGUCUCUGAUUGUGAAAGCUGUCAACGAUCUGAGUCGGGAUGCCAAUGAAGGCAGGUUGGAGCUGCAUCUUAUUGGGGGGUUUGAUGAUGACAGAAAAUUAUCACAACAGCUGAGCCUUAAUCUCCUGGCGGCCUUCCAGAAACAAAAAGAAGACAUUCAUUUGGUAACAUGCUGUAUUACAGAGCUGAACGAUGUUGUGAUCGAUGGGGUGCACAGGCCGAUAGUGUACGGAAUAGGAGUCAAUGUUAAAACUGGGGAUGUGUUUCCAGCUUCCUUUCCUUGCCGGGAACCUGCGGAGGAUCUGCGCUCAGCUCGAACCUUUACCGGUGGACAGAUGAUUGAAAUUUACGAUUCAAGUAAAGAAAUUGUGAAAAUCAGUCCAUGCAACUGGUCUCCCAGCAGUGAUUUCGCUUUCUGGCUUGCACAGGACGACGAUACCAUAUUGCAGUUUUUAUCCACAUCUCCUCUGGCUGAGCCACCACACUUUGUCAAGCAUAUAAAGUCAACCAUCAAAUUUCUGCUGGAGCACCCGAGCGCUGAUAGCUUAUUUCCGGGAGGGCAGCCUCAGCUCUUCCACAGGACAGAGAAGGGGGACUGGGAGAAGGUGGCUCAACGAUAGAGAUGUCUUUCCGUGGACAUGUAACAAUGAGCCUGGGAAUCAGUCGAACGCAGCGACUUCCUCUGCUGAACAUCUACACGUGUUGGUUUCCUUCAGAGACUGACAAUACCCUCCAGCAUUGGUUGAUGGCAUUAUUUACCCAGUUUGGGGGCCUCCAUAAAGUCUCUGUUAAUUACACCAGUGUUCACCCUAUUGCCCUUCUCUGUUGUGCAUUAUUUAUGGUCCAUGUUUGCAUAUUCAGUAGUAUAUUUAUAAAUUCCAUAUUCCUUGUAAAGUUAACAUGGAAGGAAUUUUAGUCAGAGAAUCCAUUAUGUGGUAUACAUGAUAUAUACUCUAUAUUGGAGUGGCUCUUACAUUCUCCAGUAAGAACAACAAAAGUAUGUGGUUUGAGUGAAUGUCUGAAAGGAUAAAAGAAUAUUAAGAAUAAUAAGUGCAUGGAGUAGUAAUGGCUACUGACAGAACUCUAGAAAACCAAGAAAGGAAAUUAGACAGGUUUGGCAGUAAAGGUAACAAAUGGGACCACAUUUAAUACAGUAAAACAUUUUGUUUUUCCGGAAAUCUUAGUAACAUAGUCAUUCUUAGAUGCUAUACCUUUAUCUUACUGAAAUAAUCAAAGUGGCCUUUGUUCAAUGCAAAUGACAGGAAAACAGUAAAAGAUGAGUUCAUACAAAAAUGUCACAGUAUUUAAUAGUUUAGUUUCCUUCGUUGAAGAAACAAUUACCUAGUAUGAAACGGAAGACAAUACCUGAAAGCACUUGAAGGUAUCAAGGAGAAUAAACCAAAUUGCGCUUCAUUAAAGUUGAGAACACUAAACCUUAACCACACCGAAUAUACUGAAAAUUAGUGGAGACACCAUAUGAGUAUUUUCCAUGCAACAUGCUACAGAAUUUUAGCUAGCCUGGCAUAAUUUGUGUUAGGUACAGAAAUAUACCAUAGGAUUUAUACUUAAUAUAUCAGUGCUAUCACUAUUUCAAUAUGAGGCACAGGGGAAUUGGCAAGUUUUCUUGGCAGUUCAUUUAACAGAAUAUAGAUAUGACAUUGCUGAGGAAUAUAUACUGCUAUGUACUGAAUAUCUACUACCAAUCAUCAGUAUUUAGACACUGAAGGCCUCUGGAAAUAUGAAUGUAUGCAAUAUUUUUGAAAAAUCUUAAUUCUUAAAAUGACACCUCGAUUAAGGCAAUAGCAGUGUUUUUAUUAUUAUAUACUUCAAUAUCCUAAUAUGUUUAAUGUUAAAAUGUUUUCUGGGUUUGUUUAUACAUACUGGAUUAUAGCAUUUAUAAGGAAUGUACAUGUAUAGAAUGUAUGGAAGAGAUGAAGUCAGUUUCAAGAGUUUCAGCACUUAUCAAUUAAGUGAACAUUUACCAUUUGGAAUUCUCUCCCUGAAAAAGCAACACAAAUACAAUGUACCAUGUGAUGAUGUGUUUUCAUAAAAAUAUAUUUCAGAA